This is a messenger RNA of Tripterygium wilfordii, 5278 nucleotides long. RefSeq names its product probable L-type lectin-domain containing receptor kinase S.5. Lineage: Eukaryota; Viridiplantae; Streptophyta; Magnoliopsida; Celastrales; Celastraceae. Gene Ontology annotation, molecular function: carbohydrate binding; protein kinase activity; ATP binding. Gene Ontology annotation, cellular component: plasma membrane. Gene Ontology annotation, biological process: protein phosphorylation. The transcript is spliced from 6 exons. The record is from RefSeq and is a predicted model, not a curated record. The coding region runs from base 280 to 2277 and encodes 665 amino acids.
UACCCUAGCAAUCACUGCUACGACUCCUUAUUGUUUAUUACUGAUCAUUGACGUUAGGCCAUGAGAUGAGCUUGAGUUUGAUUGAAUUGAAAAAUUCCUGGCUUGUACCAGUCAAUAUUCUGAUAUUUGCAUUGCCCCCAGGCCCCACCUUCAGUAUUUUCCAGGAAAGGUUCUCUUCCACAAACUUUGAAAUUCACUCCUUGAUCCUCCUUUUUGGAGUCCAACCUUUUCAGAAAUUAUCUCACUUCAUCCAUCAAGGGUUCAAUCUCUCUGUGUUUCAUGAGUAUGCACUUUUCUCUCCUAUUCAUGAUUCUGGUGCUGGCCUUCCUCAUGGGUUGUGCUCUUUCACAAGCACAAGGCCUUAAUACCAGUUAUCAACCUUCUUUCCAAGACGACGACAAGGCUGAUUUCAUUCUAAAUAACUCCUACAUAGUUCUCAAUGCCAUCCAAGUAACACCUGAUGUUAGUAAUGGAGCUUUAAUCGUCAAUAUGUCCGGGCGAGCCUUAUACGGAAAGCAAUUCAAGCUGUGGAGCGAGAACAAAGGCAUCACCAGAGCUUCUUUUAACUCCACCUUUGUUAUCAAUAUCAGCCCUCAGACUGUUCCAGGAGGUGAAGGCUUGGCCUUUAUAAUAGCUGCAGAUCACAAUCUCCCUCAAAAUAGUGAAGGACAAUGGCUUGGGAUUGUAAAUGCUGAGACUAACGGAUCUGGUACUGCCAAUAUAGUUGCAGUAGAAUUCGACACGAGGAAGAGCUACACAGAAGACUUGGAUGAUAACCAUGUUGGGCUUGAUGUGAAUAGUAUUAAUUCAAUCAAGCAGGUCUCAUUGACUAACUUUGGUCUUAAUCUUUCUGCUGGUAAUGAUACCUUAGUGAAUGUUAUAUAUGAUGGCAAGAACAUGACUGUUUUUGUUUCUUUGAGAGACAAAGACGGAGUCGUGAGCAGAAGGAAUCAAGCAUUUUCUGAGUCCAUUGAUCUCUCUGCCUAUCUUCCACAGAAUGUUUUUGUGGGAUUUUCUGCUUCAACAAGCAGUGUCACUCAAUUGAAUUGUGUGAAAUCAUGGGUGUUUCAAGGAUCUGAUAUAGGUGAUGGAUCUAAUAAACUGUUGUGGGUCUAUAUCACAGCUCCACUGGUAACAAUCCUCUUGAUGAGUAUUGCUUUCUUGUUGUUGUGGAAGUUGAUAUAUAGGAAAAAGCAGUUGGUAGAUUCAUAUGACAACGUAGAAGAAGAAAUUAAAGGCUCAUCAAUGGCUCCGCUGAAGUUCCGGUUGAAAGAACUUAAAAGGGCAACUGGGAAUUUCAACCCCAAGAACAAGCUUGGGAAAGGUGGAUUUGGGACAGUCUAUAGAGGAACUCUGAAUAACAAGGAGGUAGCUGUCAAAAGAAUCUCCAAGAAAUCCACGCAAGGCAAGCAAGAAUUCAUUGCAGAAGUCAAAACAAUAGGCAACCUCAAUCACAAACAUCUUGUGAAGUUGAUUGGAUGGUGCUAUGAAAGCCGUGAAUUCCUCCUAGUGUAUGAAUUGAUGCCAAAUAGUAGCCUGGACAAAUACAUAUUCAGCGACAAAAAGAUCGGCGUAGAAGGAUCCAUGUCUGCAACAAUGAAGUGGGAGACAAGGGUAAGUGUGAUAUAUGGAGUUGCACAGGCAUUAGACUAUCUCCAUAACGGCUGCAAAAAUAGAGUUCUUCAUAGGGACAUAAAGGCCAGCAACAUAAUGUUGGAUUCAGAGUUCAAUGCCAAGCUUGGAGAUUUUGGUCUGGCUCGUACUAUCCUAAAGAGUGACCAAACGCACCAUUCAACAAAAGAGAUUGCAGGAACACCAGGCUAUAUGGCUCCAGAGAGUAUUCUUACAGGCAGAGCAACUGUUGAAACAGAUGUUUAUGCAUUUGGGGUUCUAGUCAUGGAAGUUGUUUGCGGAAGAAAACCCGGUAAUCAAAUCCUGGACAGCGAUUACAGCAGCGGCAUUGCAAAUUGGCUGUGGGAGCUUUAUGGAUAUGGGAGGAUUCUUGAUGGGGUUGAUCCCAAACUGGAAGAAGAAUAUCAAGUAGAAGAAGUGGAAUGUAUGCUUCUUCUGGGUUUGGGUUGUUGCCAUCCAAACCCACACCAUAGGCCCUCCAUGAAAACUGUUUUGCAAGUCCUUACAGGAGAAGCAGCUCCACCAAAUGUGCCCACAAAAAGGCCAAACUUUGUGUGGCCAGCCAUGCCUCCAUCUUUCAAUGCCUCUGACUGCUCUCUGGCUGGAGGACAACUGGCUCCAUUUUCGGAUAUGGAUGGGAGAUAAAUAGAUAAUAUGGUUUCAGGACUUAAAAUCAAGCAGAAUUAAGUUCAGAUAUAUAGCUACUAAAUUCAUCAAUGUUGUAAUUUUGUGUGAUUAGAGGUAGAGGAUUGUAUCUGGUUUGGUUCAUAUCAACAUAUGCAAGCUGAGUAUCAUGUUAGAAUCAAAGAUGUUCCGUUCUUAUGCCUGUAAAGAAUAGACUUCGAGUCUUUUUUCAAUUCUGUAGGAGGUGCAACAGAGUCCUUAUUGAGCAUCUACAUGUCUGUGAUUCUUCAAUACAGUAAUUCUUAUAACAUCAUCAUUUUUUUUUGUUCGUUGGAACGUUUUGCCCAAAUGGGUGUCCUUUGGUUCAGCAAAAAAAGAAGAAGGGAUGAUGGCAUUUGAAUAUCGAAGCUUUUUUCAACGAAAUAAUAUAAAAAUCUUUCAACUUCAGCUCACAUUUUCCUAAUGUUUGUUCUCCAUAAUCGUGUUCUAUAAAAAUGGUUGAUUUGGUCAGAUGAUGUCAAUUCGUAAGAGUUGUCCUUGGUUGGUUCUAAUUCGAGGAUGCGUGAUCAUCAAAUGUGUUUUCUUGAUUGAAUUGACAUUGUCAACAUGGAAGAUUAGAUAUAGUACAGAUCCACAUUGACUAUUUUCUUUUCCAUGGAGAAAACUUCUUAAGCCAUAUCAGCUGAUAAUAGUAAUACUACCUUCAACUAGUUGACUCCUGGUUGUUCUGUCUUUUCUCAGAGACUGGAAAGAUGUAUAGGUCUUCGAGCAGGCGAUGGGGUAGUGGAUGAGCUCACGCGAUGGCCGGCCCAUGGAGGAUCAACAGACGGGCCGGGCAGAUUCGGACGAAUCCUUAGCUACGGAAGCUGCAAUUGUUGAAGUGGAUGAGGAUUGUGUACGGCGCAAAGAGAGAGAGAGAAAAUUUGAAUUACACAUGACAUAGAAUCCUCAAGACAUUUCAGAUGCUGGCUUCACCAUCUGCGUUCGCGGCUUGUCAGUGGAGAAAACCUCAUCACAACACUUUCGUCUCAAUCUCCAUCUACUCUUUAUCAUAUUCUGGUUGUGGAACAAGAAGACCCAUCAACCCUUCUUUGCCCUUGCCCGCAAUUUCGACCCGUAGGACUCGCUGGUACAUGGCGACUCGAGCACAGUCAACCCUGUCCGAGACAAAGCCGGAUAAUACAUCUCCAGUUGCUGUCCGAGUUUCUGCAGACAUUCGUAAGAUCAAUUUCUGUCAAUGGUGUGGUGGUCCAACAAAGCAUGAAAUUCCUGAUGGGGAGGAGAAGAUGAGAGCUAUUUGCACUCUCUGUGGAAAAAUUACUUACGAAAAUCCAAAAAUGGUAUGGACUUAUGGUCCACAUUUUUUUGAACUUCCUAUUGAUUUGAAUUAGAAGAGGUCAAAAGCUCAUACUUUUAAAUAGAAGUUCAUUUGACAAUUGAAGCUAUUUGAGUGGAGACAGUUGAUCACGACUAUCAUAAUUUUUGUAACGUAAGAAGUUUUAUUUUGUGUUGGACAGUCUUUUCUGUUUAUUUUUAUAGUUUCUUAUCUUUAAAAAGGGUCUCUCGCUUCAAAUAAAAAAGUUUCUCAUUCAAAGAUAUUUGGAAUUAGCAAUCGUGCGUGUAAUAGUAUUGGAUUACUACUUUUCAUAGUGCUUUUUCCAUGAAAUAUUUCACACUUCUGAUGCUUUAGAAAUCUCUUUAUCUAUUUUCAAACUGAUACUUACAGGUUGUGGGAUGCCUCAUUGAAGUAUUGAGCAUGAUAACAAGGUCCUGCUUUGCAAGCAUAAUAUUGAACCAUCUUAUGGUCUUUGGUAUGUAUAUAUGUGCUUGAACUUCUUUAUAUCUGGAGGAGGACCCACGUAUUGUGGAUUUUCUUGUUAAAUUCAAUGCUAACCAGAAACAAUUUAGUAAUUUGGCGUUGUUGACACUGGACUCUUCCUGCUAGUUAUAUGGAAAAUGGGGAGUCAGCUGCAGAAGGGGCAAUGAGGGAAACCUGGGAGGAAGCACGUGCAGAAGUGGAAGUUCUGUCGCCCUUUGCUCAAUUGGACAUGCCUCUUAUUGGCCAAACUUACAUCAUUUUCUUAGCAAGGCUGAAGAAGCCGAACUUCUCACCAGGCCCAGAAUCAUUAGAAUGCCUUCUUUUUGCACUUGAGGGUAUACCUUUCUUUGGCAUUCUCAUCAAUGUCAGUGACCUUAAAUUUGCAUGUUGAGGAUUUGAAGACUGGAAGGUUGAAGUUUCACUAUGGUACCAUCAAUAAAAGUUUAUGAUAUAGAAAAACCCCACAGUGGAUAGCAGUAAUCGUCGACUUUGUUUGCUAAGAUGGAAAAGAUGAAGGAUUGACGGAGUUAAGGAGAGGGUUUACUCCAGUUCCCCAACAAAGUCCUAACAUAAAUACUUAAUGUUUCCGCUGCUCCCCACUCCUGAAUCGGCUAUUCCACUUUGGAGACUCACUCACUUCCUUCUCGUUUUGUCCCUUCUGUUAUUAAUCAAUCUUCUCAUCUGUAAAUGGUUUGCAGCAGCUAAAUGAAUGUAACUUCUAUGAUUGUGUGAAAAUGAUUAAAGUUGGUUUUGCUUAGAAAUUUAAGCUCUUUCAACACGGAAAGUAAGGUUCUUAGCAGCAAUGUUAUUGCAUACUAAAUCCGCGACAUAUUUUGGAUUAGCUUAUUAGUGUAAUUUGAUUCUCUUUAAAAAAUUGUCGGCAACCCGGUACAAGCCCUUCAGAUAUUCGUGCCUAUACCCUUGAUUACUAUUUUUUGCAGUCUUGACUCGAAAAGAUAACCAAUAUGCUGCACGCAGAGUGUGAUCCUUGAUAGCUGGGAUUGAUUUUUGUUUCGCCUAUUCUUUUUGUUUCCAUCGAUGGAGGUAGGGUUGAUCAAGUGGCGACUUCAGAAACGGCUUCUUCAAUAUGUUUACUCGGGGGGCCAUUUCUCAUAUUCUUCUUCUUGUUUUAUAUGCCAUCCCCUGUAUCUCUAUUUGUUAACCAAAUUGAAUAGAAAGAGAAUGUAAAGAAACCAUUUGUCA